AUGCAAACUUUCUAUUUAGAGGACUUAUCAGCAAAUAAGAGUGUCAUUCAAAGUACAACGGCUAUCUGUUAUCCUCCCUGUACUGCGACAUCUGCAGUGGAUGGAAACAUACAAACAUGUAUGAAGACAUUGGAAAUCGGUACAAAUAAUCCAGACAAAUCGGUAUGGUGGUAUGUAGACCUUGGAGACUUAAACAGCAUAUACAGUAUUUGGAUACAGUUCAACGAAUAUGAUACAACAAUUAUGAGACAAAGAGGUCGUUUUGCCGGGUUCUCUCUUUAUGUGUCUAACUCAACUCGUAAAGAAAACGGACAUCGAUGUUACCAAGAUGGACCAGAGUUACCUCCCUUGGAUUUCAGUACUACAUGUGUAACACAUGGACGUUUUGUAAUAUUUUACAACGAAAGACUGGAUGAUAUAACAUACCCUACAGGAUACCAAAUUUCAAGCGUUUACACUGAACUGUGUGAAGUUACGGUUACAGGUUGUAAGUAUCCGGAUGUUUAUGGAUAUGACUGUAAUUUACCAUGUCCAGAAAACUGUCAAGAACGAAGAUGUUACAUUGUGAAUGGAACCUGUCUGGGAUGUAGAGCUGGGUGGAUUGGUGAAUUCUGUAAUAAUUCCUGCCCUGCUGGAAAUUACGGUCUAGAGUGCAAAAAAAUGUGUGCUGGAUACUGUAGACACAACAAGCCUUGUAAUCAUAGUACUGGAGUAUGUGAUGAAGGCUGUGCUGACGGAUGGAAAGAGAGUAGCUGCAGCACGGAAUGCCCAGCAGAAACGUAUGGUCCUGAUUGUAUGUACAACUGUAGUGGACAUUGUGUAAAUGGCGUCCCUUGUAACAGAACAACAGGAAGUUGUAACUCUGGCUGUAAGCCUGGAUAUACCGGGGAGCGCUGUGAUAAAGCUUGUGAUAAAGGCUGGUAUGGAGAAAACUGCUCUCUUCCCUGUAGUAGGAACUGUGUGAAACAGUCAUGUCAUCACAAACAAGGCAACUGCUUAUAUGGAUGUGAACCUGGGUGGAUGGGUUUGAAAUGCAACCAAGAAUGUUCAGGAGAAACGUAUGGUAAAGAUUGUCUACGUAGGUGCAGCGGUCAUUGCUUUAAUCACACGAUUUGUAACCCAGUGAAUGGAUCUUGUGAAAAGGGGUGUGCACCGGGAUAUUUGGGAGAUUUGUGUAUCCAGUGUAUGUACACUAAAUUAAAGUUAAACUGA
This is a messenger RNA of Saccostrea echinata, 1212 nucleotides long. Its product is annotated as multiple epidermal growth factor-like domains protein 10. The transcript has 7 exons. Gene Ontology annotation, molecular function: scavenger receptor activity. The record is from RefSeq and is a predicted model, not a curated record. The coding region runs from base 1 to 1212 and encodes 403 amino acids. NCBI's taxonomy places the organism in Eukaryota, Metazoa, Mollusca, Bivalvia, Ostreida, Ostreidae.